Molecule: messenger RNA, 2370 nt
Organism: Abrus precatorius (Indian licorice)
Lineage: Eukaryota; Viridiplantae; Streptophyta; Magnoliopsida; Fabales; Fabaceae
Product: protein indeterminate-domain 12-like
Exons: 3
Coding region: 848-2242 (464 amino acids)
Cellular component (GO): nucleus
Molecular function (GO): DNA-binding transcription factor activity
Source: RefSeq, a predicted model, not a curated record
UUUUUCCUACCUCACCCAAGUUUCUUUUAAAAAAACAAAACAAAACAAAACAAAACAUUUUCGAUGUGUUUUACAUUUUGUCACCUCUUCUUCCACAGUCUGCCACUGUCAUCAUCACCUUUUCUUCUCCUCUCUAUUAUUUAGUAUUUACAAUACCCAGAGACAUUGAAUUUAUAUUUCUCUCCUCAUCUUUUCUUCCCUCUCUUAAUUAGUAUACACAAAUAAUUUAUUUUUCUUGAAAAGGAAAGGAAAAAGAUGCCAGGUCCUAUUUAGGAACUGAGAUUGUAUUAAGGAAGUUAAACAAAUAUUUUCAACUUUUCCAUGUUUUUGAUUGCAUGGUGGUUUCUUUUGAUCAAUUCCACAUAGGUAGACACACAGAUACACAGAGAGAGACUAGAAAAGAGAUAUGUCUGAAAUGGUUGUUCAGAGUUGCUCAGACAAGCAAUCCAUGGCUUAGAUAGCGACUUGGAAAAUAACCCACCACACCCACACCAUCAUCACAUAUCCUCUCUUCACGAGAUUUAAUUUAGCUUUCUUUUUACCAUCAAGUGAAUCAAUGAUGCCUUUCUCUUUCUACAUGUCUCAGCCACUUGCACUUCACUACCAAGCCCCCCUCCUCAAUUAGUUUUAGUUGUGUCUAAAACCACAAUUUUUGCACUUCUAGGCUUAUUUUCUUGUUGUCUUCCAAGGUGCAAAAGUGGCUACUUGUAGUUGUAGAAGAACCAAAGUAGCAAGUAGCUAGGAUUUGGAAAACAAACAAAUAAACCAAGACAACAGAAUAUAACAUCGUAUCUUGCUUUUCUUCUUUUUCAUUCCCUUCCUCUUGGAGUUUUUCUUCAAAGGCAACAUGUUUCCCACAGCUAUUUCCAAUUCAACUUCUUUGUCCGAGGAUGCUAGUGUUUCUUCUGGAACAAAAAUUCAGGACUUGGGUGGACUCAAUCACGUGGUCUCAAAUAUUUGUCCUCAGCAACCUCAAAAGAUCAAGAAAAAGAGAAGCCUCCCUGGUAAUCCAGACCCAGAUGCUGAAGUGAUUGCCUUAUCCCCAAAGACCCUUUUAGCCACCAACAGAUUUGUUUGUGAGAUCUGCCACAAGGGUUUCCAGAGAGAUCAGAACCUGCAGCUUCAUAGGAGGGGUCAUAACCUCCCAUGGAAGCUGAAGCAAAGGAACAGCAAGGAGGUGAAAAAGAAAGCCUACGUUUGCCCUGAGCCUUCAUGCGUUCACCACAACCCCUCUAGGGCUCUUGGGGAUCUUACAGGAAUCAAGAAACACUACUGUAGAAAGCAUGGAGAGAAGAAGUGGAAAUGUGAAAAGUGCUCCAAGAUAUAUGCGGUUCAGUCAGAUUGGAAAGCUCACUCUAAAACCUGUGGUACUAGAGAAUAUAGAUGUGAUUGUGGAACCCUUUUUUCCAGGAAGGAUAGCUUCAUUACUCAUAGGGCAUUCUGUGAUGCAUUGGCAGAAGAAAGUGCAAGAAUAUCAGCAAACCAGUUAGUAGCCACCAACACAACAAACCCAUUAGCUCAAUCUCUCUUUCUAUUCCAAACCCAACAAAACUUCCAAAACCACCAAAUCACCAAUUUCAACCACUGGGAUUCAUCUCAAGAAAACCCUAACCCUAGCAACAUUGCCACUGCCCUUCACAUCAAACCAGAAGCUCAAAAUUUUCACAACCCCACACCCUCUUCUCCUUCACCACUCCUUCAACAACCACAUAAUGAACAACCUCCCAACAAGAGCAUGAUAACCUCAACCUUCGGGAACCUCCACGUGCCCAGCGCUGCCACGUCAGCAUACAUGUCAGCCACUGCACUGCUUCAAAAGGCUGCAACAGUUGGAGCCGCUGCUAUCACGGGCCUGGGCCCGGGCCCUGCUGCUGUUGGUGUCGGGCAACACCGGUCAAUGUGUCACGUGACUCAGCUCGGCACGGGCGAGUUCGGAACACUGAGUCAACUCGACCCGGUGGUGCCAGAUUACAUGAGAGGGUUCCCCAUUCGGAGCCUCAAGAGUGACCGUCUCACUCGGGACUUUCUGGGACUCACGGGAGAUGCUAACGGUGGAGUUGACGGAGGAAACGGCGGCGCCGUUGACGUUAGCAUGAACGUGAAGGAUAUGCUGACGUUCACGGGGGGUGUAGAGUACCACCAACCUCACUCUCAACAUCACCAUCACGCGCUGAUGAAGCCCCAACAACGCUUUGGUUUCCUUGGGACAACCACUGCCCCCGAGACGUGGGGGAAUUGUUGACAGAAACAAGAGAAUAAUUUCACGAUACGAGGGUAAAAUAGGCAAUCCUGUGUGCCAUGACUCUUCAAUCAUGAAUCAUCAUGUGCUUUCGUUUUAACACCUCAUUAUAUUUUUUGCUACUACCUCUU